AUGCUUGGCUUCAGUUCCAUCAGCGCUGCUCUCCACCUGAGGUCCAAGGACCCAGACGAGAACGACAGUGACACGAACCUCUUGCCAUCAGAGAGUCCUCCUCCCUACACUCUCGCACCCGUCCGGUAUCAGUAUGUGCACUUUGGCAUCGGCGGUGCUGGGAACAUACGCAAAGUUGCCCGGCGUGAUUGUCAAAUACUAUCCAUGAAGACCUAUCCGGGGACCGAGUCGGACGUCCCUCCUUAUCCAGGGACCGUUUAG
Molecule: messenger RNA, 261 nt
Organism: Monascus purpureus
Lineage: Eukaryota; Fungi; Ascomycota; Eurotiomycetes; Eurotiales; Aspergillaceae
Source: the annotation of a GenBank genome assembly